Molecule: messenger RNA, 669 nt
Organism: Lactuca saligna
Lineage: Eukaryota; Viridiplantae; Streptophyta; Magnoliopsida; Asterales; Asteraceae
Source: the annotation of a GenBank genome assembly
AUGACAUGCAAUAUAUCUGUGAAAGCUUCAUGUCACAAGUUGCAUGAAGUUUUGAGUCGGUUGAUUAGGCCGGUUCGAGAGAUAUUUUCAAGGACUAGCUUUGGUUACCUCUUGGAUCUACCGGCUCAGUCCGGAGAUGGACUACUUAUUCAUACCCUACUACUUCACAUGUUGCGUCCUACCCCUGAAAGUGAUGCAGCUGAGCGUCUACAUUUCAUGUUUUCUAGAUGUUCUUUAUCAUUUGGGCCGAAAGAGUUUUGUAUUGUCUUGGGACUUUACAUGGGGAGUUUUCCUACUUCAGGGAUCGAAUUUUCAACCAUGUAUAAUCACGAAUACGGUGAUAAUACAUUUCGGUCCAGAGUCUUCCCAUAUCGCACGGACACUGCGUUACCUGUAGAAGAUUUAGAGCUACUUAUCUUGAACCGACGGUUCAAUGAGAUAUCAACUGACGAUGUUGUCCUUGCGAUUUUGCUAUAUAUCCCCAAUCAAGGUUUUUUGGGAAAAGAACCCAAAGACAAAGUCACGAAGGAAUUUAUGUGGGUGGUGGAGAACCUGGAUGAAUGGAACAGUCUGAAUCCUGAAUCGCCAGAAGUCCCUUCUUCUGUACUCUUCAACUUUAGAAAAGAUGGAGCAUCUUCAUCUGAUCCAUCCUGUGGAAACAGCCGAUGA